Messenger RNA from Neoarthrinium moseri, 561 nucleotides. RefSeq lists its product as uncharacterized. The record is from RefSeq and is a predicted model, not a curated record. The transcript has 3 exons. Lineage: Eukaryota; Fungi; Ascomycota; Sordariomycetes; Amphisphaeriales; Apiosporaceae. Bases 1 to 561 code for a protein of 186 amino acids.
AUGUUCGCUUCAAAGAUCAUCAGCGUGGCAUUGUCCCUUUUCGCCACGUCAGCAUUGGCAAUUACUCCUGCUGAUGUGGUGAACAACAUCAACAUGCUGACUGAGAAGUCUCAGGCUCUGCAAGCGCCAGCACAGAGCUUGACAAUCGUCAACGGGCCGCUCGUCGUUGCCGGCCAAGGGCCCUUCCCUCAGAUUAUCACCGGCUUCACCGACAUCGUAUCUACUGGUUCUGCCGCCCUGGCAUCGAUGCAGGGAAUGGAACCGAUCCCCGCCGGCACUGAGUCUGACGAUGUCUUCGAUGCCUUCCGCGAGUUCGUACGCAUCCACCAGCAACUCUUGAACAUCCUCAUUGGUAAGGCCGGUCUUUUCCAGACUGUACCUUUCAUCGGGGCUCCCGUUGCUGCAGUGCUACGUCAGAUCGAGGCAAUCGUCGACACCCUCGCCUUUGCACUCAUUGAUCAGGUUGAGAGUCGUGCAACCGAUCUUCAAAACCAGGCUGGAUCUCUUGGAAUGACUGUUCAGACUGCAAUUCAACAAUACGAGGGCCUCCAGCUCUCCUAG